Messenger RNA from Tilletiaria anomala UBC 951, 1579 nucleotides. Its product is annotated as YIF1-domain-containing protein. The transcript is spliced from 6 exons. Lineage: Eukaryota; Fungi; Basidiomycota; Exobasidiomycetes; Georgefischeriales; Tilletiariaceae. Gene Ontology annotation, cellular component: endoplasmic reticulum membrane; Golgi membrane; COPII-coated ER to Golgi transport vesicle. Gene Ontology annotation, biological process: endoplasmic reticulum to Golgi vesicle-mediated transport. Bases 138 to 1442 code for a protein of 434 amino acids. The record is from RefSeq and is a predicted model, not a curated record.
CCGUGUUGCCAGCGUCGCAGCAUCUCGAGGAAAAUGCGCAUCAAGAAUAUCAGCACUACGGGCUGAGAUACUUUUAAAGUUGGUGCUGCACGAAAAUCGAGAGAGAGGGAGAAAGAAGGGGACCAAGUCAGGCAGUCAUGAGCCAGUACUCGUCACGAUCACCUCCACCCCUUCGUCAUCCGGUCCCCACCCAUCCACCAUUAAAAGUGCCAGACCCACCAAUCACGCCGACACCCUCUAAUGGGGCGCCCUUGUCCACGUCUCCCACUGAUCCACACACCUCCUCUGCUCGCCCUCGCGCGCAUGGCAGCACGGAUAAUGCGCUAGGGGGCGACGGGUACGUGCGAUACAGCUCACCGCCCAUCAAUCAGGCAAAUCCUUACGGCGGCCCGGGCACUGCGGCAGCCAGCAGCUUUGGGGGGUCCAUGCAGCAAGGCAUGUUCUAUCAAGGCGGGGAUGGGCGCGGCGCUGCGCCUUCAGGCAGCAUGCAAGUUGGCGGUGGAGUAUCUGGCGCAGGGCCGUACGGAGGCUGGGUUGGUGCAGGAGGUCCAAUGGGUGGCAUUAUGAAUGAUGCAACCGCGCAAAUGGGCAUGCAAUUUGGAGCACAAAUUGCAGCAGCAGGUGGUGACUACGUGGAAAAGAAUAUCAAUCGGUUCUUCUCGCUUCCAGCCCUCAAGUAUUCAUUCAACGUGUCGAAUUCGUAUGUGCUCCACAAGCUUCGUCUCGUCCUGUUCCCUUGGCGGCAUAAGCCAUGGUCGCGCUCCCACCGCCACGGAAAUGGAUCUGCAAGCACAGCCAGCGCGUAUGCCGGCAUGGACGGACAUGCACAAUCUCCCGGACCGGCGGCGGGUAAGAACGGAGGCGAGGGCUAUCUGCCCCCACGAGAGGACGUCAAUAGUCCUGAUCUUUACAUCCCUUCCAUGGCAUUCGUCACGUACAUUCUGGUCAUUGCCACCAUUCACGGGCUCGAAUCGCGCUUCCACCCUGAGCAAUUGGGCCUGACAUCGUCACGAGCCCUCGCAAUCAUUCUCCUCGAAGUUUCAUUUGUCAAGCUCGGCUGCUACCUGCUCAACAUCCAAGGCGAUCAUACGGUUGUCGACCUGGUCGCAUACGCCGGCUACAAAUUCGUCGGCACACUUGUCACGCUUCUUGUGGGAUUGCUCGGCUUCGAGGGAAUGGUGUAUUGGGGCGUCUUCCUAUACACGUUUUCGGCCAACGCUUUCUUUAUCUUGCGCUCUUUGCGAUACGUCGUCCUUCCGGAUCCAUCGUCACCGUCUAGCGUGACUAUCACCCAUGCGCAACGUUCCAAGCGCAUUCAGUUCCUCUUUGCGAUCGCUGUUGCACAGCUUCCGCUCUGCUGGGCUCUCGUAGUAGGCAUCUUCAAUGGUAGUCACAAGGCCGUCGCUGCCAAAGCAGCUGCGAAAGUCGCUGGUGCUAUCUAGGCCAGCUGAUGUGCCGCCGCGAGAUACUUGCUGAUAUCCUCGAACCUGGGCUUGCAUGCGCUCGGACGCAUCAGGACAUGCACACUGUUGCAUUUUGUCAUCUCCCAUGAAUAAAUACAGAAUGAGUUGCAAACCAA